Thalassophryne amazonica is the source of this 1580-nucleotide messenger RNA. RefSeq names its product cytochrome P450 4V2. Lineage: Eukaryota; Metazoa; Chordata; Actinopteri; Batrachoidiformes; Batrachoididae. The record is from RefSeq and is a predicted model, not a curated record. Gene Ontology annotation, molecular function: oxidoreductase activity, acting on paired donors, with incorporation or reduction of molecular oxygen; monooxygenase activity; iron ion binding.
CACAGUGCACGUUGGACAUACAGUGUGUGAAGAUGGCAGUCUUACAGGGCAGUUACACCGUGACUGUACUUGGAAUUGGCGUCUUUGUUGUUUUUCUGAUGCACAUCACCUACAAGCUGCUGAGCGGUCACCUGCACAAAUGGUUCGCCAUGAAGCCAAUUCCAGAGCUUAAAGGAACAUAUCCCUUCAUUGGAAACGCACUCAUGUUCAAGACCAAUGCAGGAGAUUUCUUUGGUCAGAUUGCAGACUUUACCCGUGAAUUCUGUAAUGCACCACUUUUUAAAAUCUGGGUUGGACCAGUUCCGAUGGUGAUGCUGUAUCAUGCUGAGACAGUUGAGACAGUUCUGAACAACCCAUCUCACAUGGACAAAGCCUUUGCAUACGACUUCCUUCAUCCAUGGCUUGGAACUGGUCUGUUGACGAGCACUGGGCGUAAGUGGCGCCAGCGGCGAAAGAUGCUGACCCCUACGUUCCACUUCUCCAUCCUGACAGAGUUUUUGGAAGUGAUGUGUGAACAGGCCGAGAUCCUGGUGGAGAAGUUAGAGAGGCUGGCAGGGAAUGGUCCAUUCAACUGCUGCAGCCACAUCACUCUGUGUGCCCUGGAUAUCAUCUGUGAGACAGCCAUGGGGAAAAAAGUCUAUGCCCAGAGUAAUUCUGAUUCCCAGUAUGUACAGAGUGUAUACAAAAUGAGUGACAUUGUCAGUCGCAGACAGCGGACACCUUGGUUUUGGCCUGAUUUUAUUUAUGACUGGUUUGGUGAGGGCCGGGAUCAUGACAAGACACUCAAGAUCCUCCAUUCCUUCACCAAGAGAGUGAUACAAGAAAGAGCAGAAAAUAUGCCAUAUAUGGAGUCAGACAGCGAAUCUGACCAAGGGACACGGAAAAGACGGGCGUUCCUGGACAUGCUCCUGCAAACCACAGAUGAGAACGGCAACAACCUGAGCCAUCAGGACAUCCAGGAAGAAGUGGACACCUUCAUGUUUAGGGGUCAUGAUACCACAGCAGCCUCAAUGAACUGGACACUGCAUCUGCUGGGCUCACACCCUGAGGUGCAAAGGAAAGUCCACCAAGAACUUCAGGAUGUUUUUGGAACGUCUGGGCGGCCUGUUAACACGGACGAUCUGAAGAAGCUCAAAUAUCUGGAAUGUGUGAUCAAAGAGUCCCUGCGACUGUUUCCCUCUGUGCUUUUCGCCCGUAGACUCUCUGAAGACUGCAACAUCAAUGGAUUCAAAGUUCCCCAAGGUGCCAAUGCCAUUGUAAUUACAUACACUCUCCAUCGUGACUCGCGAUACUUCCCUGAGCCCGAGGAGUUCCAACCAGAACGAUUUCUGCCUGAGAAUUCAGUGGGACGACCUCCGUAUGCAUACCUGCCCUUCUCUGCUGGACUCCGUAACUGUAUAGGUCAGCGUUUUGCACUAAUGGAAGAAAAAGUGAUCUUGGCAUCCAUUCUGCGUAACUUCACUGUUGAAGCUUGUCAGAAACGUGAAGAACUGCGGCCAGUAGGGGAGCUCAUUCUGCGAUCGGAGAAGGGAAUCUGGAUCAAACUAGAGAAGAAACAACCCCAGAACACACCAGUGUAG